ACGGCGACGCCGCCUAUGAUGAAGUGGUGAAAACGUUCAAUUCCUCGCAGCCGGCGCGCGUCUCGUGAGCACGUGUUUCUCUAUGAAACAAUGAUAGUUUGGAGCUGAACCUGUUGACCAAGAGCAUAAAAAUGAGAGCCGAAUUGGUGCUCGAGGAUGGAAGCGUGUUCUCGGGCAAAGCAUUCGGCGGAGCCAGAAGCCUCUCUGGCGAAGUUGUGUUCCAAACUGGAAUGGUGGGCUACAUCGAAUCGCUGACAGAUCCGUCGUACAAUCGUCAAAUCUUGGUCCUCACGUACCCCCUGAUCGGAAACUAUGGCGUUCCAGCUGAGACAAAGGACUCGUACGGAGUUCCAUUGCAUUUUGAGUCUCACAAGAUAUGGGCUGCAGGUCUUAUUGUUGGGGAGUACGUCGCAGAGUACAGUCAUUGGGAUGCAGAAUAUUCGCUGUCCAGCUGGCUGAAGAAUAACGGCGUUCCUGGCAUCACUGGUAUUGAUACUCGAGAGUUGACGAAAAGGAUACGUGAAAAGGGGUCUAUGUUAGGAAAGAUUGUCAUUGAAGGCACAGAUGCUUCCCAGUUGCAGUUUGAAAACCCAAACACACUCAACCUUGUAAAAGAAGUAUCCCUAAAGGGACCCAAAAUUUACAACCCCGGAGGAUCUCCUCGGAUUACGAUAAUCGACUGUGGCAUGAAAUACAACCAGCUGCGGUGCAUUCUGGCUCGUGGAGCUUCUGUUACAGUUGUGCCCUGGGACCAUCCAAUUAAUGUUGAAGAAUUCGACGGCCUGUUUGUCAGCAAUGGGCCUGGCGAUCCAACAAUGUGUCGAACAACCAUCGACAACCUAGAGCAGAUUUUAUGGAACAAGUCACGUCCAGUGUUCGGUAUAUGUCUCGGACACCAGCUGAUGGCACUCGCUAUUGGAGCUGCUACUUACAAGAUGAAAUAUGGGAACCGGGGACACAAUCAGCCUUGCCUGUUUAAGAACUCUGGUCGGUGCUGCAUCACGAGUCAAAAUCAUGGCUAUGCUGUAUCAGCAUCGGAUCUUCCCGACGACUGGGAACCAUUAUUCACAAAUGCUAACGACAAGACUAAUGAAGGAAUGGUUCACAAGAGCCUUCCAUUUUUUAGUGUCCAGUUCCACCCUGAACACAUGGCAGGUCCCGAAGACUUGGAGUUCCUUUUCGAUGUCUUCCUGGAAUCUGUGAGAGACGCAGUUGCGCAAAACCCAAACAUUCCAAUAAGUGAGAGGAUUCAUAACAAAUUCCAACUUUCGCCAAAGUCCGAAGUGAUCCCUGAUGCUCCGAGCGUCCCCAUGAAGCGACCGAGGAAGGUCCUCAUUUUAGGCUCUGGCGGACUUUCAAUUGGUCAGGCUGGAGAGUUUGACUACUCCGGUUCACAGGCCAUCAAGGCGCUUCGCGAAGAAAAAAUCCAAACUGUUCUCAUCAACCCUAACAUCGCAACGGUGCAGACGUCACCGGGCCUAGCGGACAAGGUCUAUUUCCUUCCCAUCACCCCCCACUAUGUCACUGAAGUGAUUAAGUCUGAGCGUCCAGAUGGGGUGCUCCUCACAUUUGGGGGCCAAACUGCCCUGAACUGCGGAGUGGCGCUCCAGCGAUCUGGAGUGCUGGAUCGGUACAAAGUAGCUGUCCUCGGAACUCCGAUCAGCUCCAUCAUCAAUUCGGAGGAUCGCAAGCUGUUUGCCGAGAAAGUUGAAGAAAUUGGAGAGAAAGUGGUGCCCAAUUGUGCUGUCUACUCUGUGGCAGAGGCACUCGCGGCAGCCGAGAAGCUUGGCUAUCCCAUCCUGGUUCGUGCCGCAUUUUGUUUAGGAGGCUUGGGAUCUGGGUUUGCUAGCAACCCUGAAGAACUGAAGACACUUGUUGCCCAAGCCAUUGUGCGAUCCAGCCAAGUGCUGCUAGACAAAAGCCUCAAGGGAUGGAAAGAAGUAGAGUACGAGGUUGUCCGCGAUGCGUACGACAACUGCAUCACGGUCUGUAACAUGGAAAAUUUGGACCCCUUGGGAAUCCACACUGGUGAAUCUAUUGUGGUGGCCCCGAGCCAGACGCUUACAAACGAAGAAUACAACCGGUUGCGUACCACAGCCAUUCGUGUAAUCCGCCAUCUGGGAGUUGUCGGAGAGUGCAAUGUGCAGUAUGCUCUCAGUCCGAACUCCUUCGAGUACUACAUCGUCGAAGUAAACGCGCGACUCUCACGAAGCUCGGCGCUGGCAAGCAAAGCAACUGGUUACCCGCUCGCGUACAUUGCUGCCAAACUGUCCUUGGGGAUUCCACUGCCUCAGCUGCACAACUCGGUCACGGGCAAGACGACAGCUUGCUUCGAACCCAGUCUGGAUUACUGCGUUGUGAAGAUUCCACGUUGGGACCUGGGCAAAUUUCCGCAUGUCAGCAACAAGAUCGGCAGCUCAAUGAAAAGUGUCGGAGAAGUAAUGUCAAUCGGCCGGUCUUUUGAGGAAGCGUUCCAGAAGGCUAUACGUAUGGUCGACGAACAUGUUCACGGGUUGGAUCCAUAUCGAAAACCAUUCAGUGAGGAGAAACUAACCUGUCCCACAGACAAGAGAAUGUUCCACCUUGCAUCUGCAAUCAAAGCUGGAUACACUGUCAAGCAGCUGAACAAGCUGACACAGAUCGACCCUUGGUUUUUGCACCGCAUGGUAAACAUCAUCGACCACUAUACAUUCCUCGAAUCAUUACGUAAACAGCCAGAAGCGUUGACGUACCAAGUGUUGCUGCGCGCCAAGCAGCUGGGAUUCUCCGACAAGCAGAUUGCGGAUUGUGUAGAGAGUACGGAACUUGUCAUCUGCAAGACUCGAAGAGAACUGGGAAUCGUCCCGCUCGUAAAGCAGAUUGAUACCGUGGCAGCGGAGUGGCCAGCAGCUACAAACUACCUCUACCUUACGUAUAAUGCCAAAAGCAACGACGUUGACUUCAAACAAAGGGCAACAAUGGUGCUCGGGUCAGGUGUUUACCGUAUCGGCAGCUCUGUCGAAUUUGACUGGUGCGCUGUCAGUUGUGUCCAAGAGCUGAGAAAGAUCGGAAAGCCUACAAUCAUGCUAAAUUGUAACCCUGAAACUGUCAGCACAGAUUACGACAUGUGUGACAGACUUUAUUUCGACGAGAUAUCAUUUGAGACUGUGAUGGAUAUCUAUAACUUGGAGCAACCUGAAGGCAUCAUCUUGAGCAUGGGUGGCCAACUCCCUAACAAUAUUGCGAUGGACCUCCACCGUCAAAAGGCCCGCAUCCUGGGAACAUCUCCAGAGUCGAUCGACUGUGCCGAAAAUAGGUUCAAAUUCUCACGCAUGUUGGAUUCUAUCGGGAUAUCGCAGCCCCGUUGGAAAGAGCUGACAAACUUGGAGAAUGCAAAGAAGUUCUGCGACGAAGUGGGUUACCCUUGUCUGGUUCGUCCGAGCUACGUGUUGAGCGGCGCGGCCAUGAACGUUGCCUACACGCACAAGGAUCUCGAGAACUACUUGGGUGAAGCAACGGCUGUUUCAAAGGAGCAUCCCGUUGUGAUUUCAAAGUUCAUCUGUGAAGCAAAGGAGAUCGAUGUCGAUGCUGUUGCUCAGGAGGGCCAGUUGGUCGCCAUGGCCGUGUCUGAACAUGUGGAAAAUGCUGGUGUUCACUCUGGCGAUGCAACCUUGGUGACACCACCUCAAGACUUGAAUCCGGAGACGCUGGCUAAGAUCCGUUCCAUAUGUCAGGCUAUAGGGCAGGCUUUGGUUGUCAGCGGGCCGUACAAUAUGCAACUGAUUGCGAAGGACAACCAACUCAAGGUAAUUGAAUGUAACUUGAGGGUUUCGCGAUCUUUUCCGUUUGUGUCGAAGACCCUCAACUGUAACUUUGUGGCCCUCGCCACUCAAGUCAUACUGGGAAUGAAGGUAGAGCUCCAUGACGUCACCUUUGGAUGCGGGAAAGUUGGAGUCAAGGUGCCACAGUUUUCGUAUUCCCGACUCGCUGGAGCUGAUAUCAGGCUCGGCGUGGAGAUGGCAAGCACCGGAGAAGUAGCCUGCUUUGGCGAAAACCGCUACGAGGCCUACCUCAAAGCCCUACUGAGCACAGGGUUCUGCAUUCCUGAAAAAUCAAUCUUUCUUUCCAUUGGAAGCUACAAGCACAAGGCCGAGUUCUUGCCGAGUGUCCGAACGAUCGAGAAAAUGGGUUACAAACUUUACGGAAGCUUGGGAACGUCGGACUUUUACAUGGAGCACGGAAUUAAAAUUGAAGCCAUCACUUGGCCAUUCCACGAAUCUGGGGAGACUCAGACAGAGGAACAGAUCUGCAGCAUUGCAGACUUUCUGCAGCAGAAGGAGUUUGACCUGGUCAUCAACCUCCCGAUGUGCAGCAGUGGAGCUCGUCGCAUUUCAACAGUCCUCACACCGGGAUACCGCACACGCCGCAUGGCUGUGGACAACGCCGUCCCUCUCGUCACAGACGUCAAGUGUGCCAAACUCUUGGUCGAAGCUCUCCGCCUCGUUAAGAAAUCGCCACCAGUCAAGACACACAUAGACUGCAUGACAUCUCAAGAGAUCAUCCGCCUGCCUGGUCUAAUAGAUGUCCAUGUACACUUAAGGGAACCUGGAGCUCCACACAAGGAAGAUUUCGCAUCCGGCACUGCGGCAGCACUUGCCGGAGGCUUCACGCUUGUGUGUGCUAUGCCUAAUACCAAGCCACCAAUCUGCGAUGAAGAUGCUCUUGCGGUCUGCCAAGCUGCAGCAAAAGCUGGUGCACGCUGUGACUAUGCUCUAUUUGCCGGAGCAAGUUUGACAAACUGGGAAACAGUUCUACCAUUGGCACCGUCUGUCACUGGCCUCAAGAUGUACCUGAAUAAUACGUUUGGCCCGCUCUGCAUGGAUGCUGUGUCUUCCUGGAUGAAACACUUUGAAAAGUGGCCCAAAAACAUGCCCAUCUGUUGUCAUGCUGAGGGUCAGACGACGGCAGCAGUUAUUCUGCUGGCUAGCCUCUACAAGCGACCUGUUCACAUUUGUCAUGUUGCGCGGGAGGAAGAGAUCCUGAUAAUCAAGGCAGCCAAAGAGCAAGGGCAUGAAGUCACCUGCGAAGUGACUCCUCAUCAUUUGUUCCUAACAACAGAAGACAUCCCAAGGUUGGGAGAAUCUCUGGCAACCGUCAAGCCACCACUGUUGGCACCCAAGCACCAGCAAGCACUUUGGGAUAAUUUUGAUGUCAUCGACUGCAUUGCUACUGAUCACGCCCCGCACACGUUUGCAGAAAAGUCGAACGGAAAUGCUCCACCGGGUUUUCCUGGAUUGGAAACUUCACUCCCACUAAUGCUGACCGCUGUUCAUGAGGGACGCUUGACCAUAGAGACUCUCAUAAAGAUGAUGUACCACAACCCCAAAAGAAUCUUCAACCUGCCUACCCAACCUGAUACCUACAUUGAGGUUGACUUGAACGAAGAAUGGGUCAUCCCUGAGCGGCCACCCUACAGCAAGGCCCAGUGGACGCCCUUUGCGGGACAUAAAGUCUGUGGUAGAGUUCGACGGGUAGUCGUACGAGGAGAGGUGGCAUUUGUGGACGAACAGGUGCUGGUUCCACCUGGGUUUGGUCAGGACGUCAUCACACAGUGCGGUGCAGAACUCGAGCGUACUCCAAGUAUAGUCAAUCUAGCACAGACGACACCAGAGAAGCCAAGCAGUGCUGUUGCUGAAGGCACCUAUAAAAAGGCACUUAAUCGGACUCCAUUGCAAAGGACAGGCUCAGUCAAAUCACUCGCAACAGAAAUCUACAGCAAGAUGUUCCAAGAGCUAGGUCUCCCAGACCGACUUCUAACUUCGGCAGUGCCAACCACCCCCGCUACAUCGACGUCUGGCCCGCUAACUUCCCUCAUAGAUGAUCGCGUCGUUCCACCGCGCGUCACCAGCCCAAUGUUGUUUUCACCAGCACCUCCUCAGUCUGGACAACUGUGGAAUCUUCCUGACAUUCCUAGUGGUCUACAAGGACGACACAUUCUUACAGCUGACAUGUUUUCGAAGGACCAGAUGCAUGCUCUGUUUAACUUGGCCCAUUCGUUCAGCAUCUUUGUGAAAAAGAGGCGCGGAGAGGAACUGUUGUCUGUGCUUGCAGGCAAGGUGAUGGCUCCCAUUUUCUACGAAGCAAGCACGCGCACGUGCUACAGCUUUGAAGCAGCCAUGUCUCGUUUGGGUGGAUUGCCGCUCCAUCCCUUUGACAAGAACACGUCGUCCACAACAAAGGGCGAGACCCUUGAAGACACAAUAACCAUGAUGUCACUGUAUAGCGAUGUCAUUGUGCUACGGCAUGCUGAACCAGGGGCUGUCAUGAGAGCUGCUAAGAACUGCAGGAAGCCCAUCAUAAAUGCGGGGGAUGGCAUCGGCGAACACCCAACACAGGCUCUUCUCGACGUUUACACCAUCCGGGAGGAAAUUGGCACCGUAAAUGGGCUCACGGUGACACUUGUCGGUGACCUGAAGCAUGGGCGGACUGUGCACUCUCUGGCAAAGUUGCUCACUCACUACGAUGUGCAACUUCGUUACGUUGCUCCAGCGGGCUUGGGCAUGCCCGACAAUGUAAAGGAAUUUGUGAGAUCUCGUAACAUUCCACAGGAAUCCUUCGUAUCCCUGGAAGCUGCUCUUCCUGAGACAGAUGUUUUAUACAUGACGAGAAUUCAGAAGGAGCGUUUCAACAGCUUUGAAGAGUAUGAGAAGGCUUGCGGCCACUUUGAGGUGACGCCUCAGAUAAUGACAAAGGCAAAAAGACGAAUGAUAGUAAUGCACCCAUUACCGAGGGUGACAGAGAUCAGCCGAGACUUCGACACUGAUCCACGGGCAGCUUACUUCCGCCAAGCUGAGAAUGGGAUGUACGUCCGCAUGGCACUAUUGGCCAUGGUGCUCUACGGAGACUGAUCUGCAAGCUCUUCUUGAACUGAAAUAUGCGCUGGUUUGUGACGUGCCAUAUUGUUAUAGGGACAGAUUUUACCAAGUGUACAAGUAUAACUGAAGACACUGUUCAACAGGGUUGCUCGGAAAUGCAACUGUCUUUUGCCUCAGGAUGAUCUUCACAAUGGCUAUAACCACCUUGUAUGUACUGAAGUGUAUUUUUACGAUGGACCUUGUAAUGUUAGGUGGUUAUGUUAAUGUUAAUUUGCUACACAGUUGAUAGUACUCACAAUAUGAUAGGAUAGUUACAUUGAAAUGAUGAUCAAUCUUCGUGGAUGUCUGCUCGCGUAUAUCAGAUAUAGCGCUAUCAAUUUGAUAUUAGCAAUUAUUUGUGCACAUCUUGAAUUCUGUCUAUUGCUGGGAAUGCUUUAUAUGAAACACAGAACCCUUCUUUUUUUCUUUUUUUACAGCAUUCAGGUGUAUAAUUUAGGUGCCAUACAUCAAAUACAUUGUGCAGUUUGUGCACUGAUUUUCAACUGUGAUAAAUUAGUCUCAACAAAAUGUGUAAUCAUGAACCUCUGUAGCAACAUAUUUUUGCAUUGCAUGUCUUUGGGUCUGAUACUCUGAUGGUGCUUGUGAAAUAAAAUUGAUUUGAAGGAGAAUAAACACCCUUCUGGCAUUGC
Molecule: messenger RNA, 7543 nt
Organism: Ornithodoros turicata
Lineage: Eukaryota; Metazoa; Arthropoda; Arachnida; Ixodida; Argasidae
Gene: rudimentary
Product: multifunctional protein CAD-like
Exons: 43
Coding region: 132-6887 (2251 amino acids)
Biological process (GO): L-citrulline biosynthetic process; 'de novo' pyrimidine nucleobase biosynthetic process; L-glutamine metabolic process
Cellular component (GO): cytosol; cytoplasm
Molecular function (GO): carbamoyl-phosphate synthase (glutamine-hydrolyzing) activity; metal ion binding; amino acid binding
Source: RefSeq, a predicted model, not a curated record